Messenger RNA from Cinara cedri, 1880 nucleotides. The record is from the annotation of a GenBank genome assembly. Lineage: Eukaryota; Metazoa; Arthropoda; Insecta; Hemiptera; Aphididae.
AUCUACUAUCUACUAUGGUUAAAUAUAUAAGUAUGAUCACAAUUGUUUAUUUUUUAGCUUUUUAUGGAGAGAAAACUCAGCUGGCAGUGAUAUUUAGUACCAGCUAGAUUGAAAUAAAACAGGAAUCACUACCAGUGACGGCCAUUGUACCUGUGUAUCACAAAGUUGUGAUUAUACCUAUAUAUUUAGCCAUGCCAUCUACAUCAUGACUGUUGGCUUCAAGCACGAUGUGCUUGAUCAUCGAGACUACAAGUAUAGGCACCGAGUCAGGCAUCUAUUCUAGUAUAUCUGUGCUUUAUUUUUACAUUGAACUUUAAUCCUUAAUCGGAAUCAGUAAAACAAACCGGUUUAUGAUUUCGUAUUUCUUGCUAAUUAUAGCUAUAUAAAAAAACAGUUCUAAUACAUCUUAAUUCGUGAGUAAUAUAAAUACAGGAGUUGAAUAGGCAACAUUUUGUACAAAUUUGGAAACUACUGGGCAUUCUUAUCAAAUAUUGAUAGCGGAAUGUACGUAAUACGUUUUAAAAUUGUCUAGUUUCUGUAGCCUAGACAUAAUAUAUAAAAAAAGUCUAUAUUUGUAAGACUGUUACUACAUUUUCUACAACCGUACUUCUAAUCUAGAUUUCAACCAAAAUGGAAGAAGACUUAAAAAAAAUAUCUUUUUCGUUUAAACGUGUAUCAUCUAAACCCAAGAUAUUACCAGCUAUGUCAAAAACUGAUACAGAGAAAACUGUCCAGUUUAUUGAAUGCGUUGAUGAGAAAUUUAUCAAAUGUGUUGGGUUAGUUGAAUGUAAUGACGAUCAUGGUGAGCUAGUUAUACCAAUGCAACAUACAAUUAAACGUUAUUCGCCUACCAAAUUCAUUGAGACAAAACAAAACAGCACCAAAAACCAAAUUCAAGAAAAUGGAGCACCUACAUUGGAUGAAAUAGCUGUGCAAGCAAUAUUGUCAGACGUUCAAAAAACAGAAGACCAAGAAGAUAAAGAUGAAAAUAAUACAAAAAUAAUUGAACUACCAAGUAUAGUUAAUCCUCCUGAAGGUAAGGAAACAUCUACAGUUGAAGAUUAUGAGAAAAUACCUGUUAAUAAAUUUGGAUUAGCCAUGCUUCGAGGUAUGGGUUGGGAACAGACAAAAGGUAUAGGGAAAAGUUCAAAAGUAAUUACUAAUAGUUUACCUGAGCCUAGGCCUAAAGGAAUGGGUUUAGGUGCUGAUAAAUUAAUUAAAUCUGUGCAGAAAGAACAAAAUUCCGAGGAAGAACUGAAACUUACACAUGGGUCUUAUGUACAGUUUGUACUUGGCAGAUUAGAUGGGCAAUAUGGAGAAGUUAUAGGUUUUGACGAAGGAGAUUCAAGAACAGUGGUGAAAAUAGCUCGUACUAGUCAAGUGGAAAAAGUGAAUGAAACUACAUUUCGUUUGGUAACCAAAAGUGACUAUGAUAAAAACAGUAAAGUCAUUAAUAUUAAAAGAUACAAAGAAUACCACGAAGGUAAAACUAAAUCAGAUAACAGUGAUAAUGAAGAUGGUACACAUUCUUAUGAGAGAAAAAAAAAUAGUAUACCAGACAUUUACAGUUCGAGACAUCACAAAACAAAAAAAAGCAAGCAUUCCAAAUCUCCUCAUAGGAAACAUAAAUCUGACCAUAACAAACAUAAAAAGUAUAAACACAAAAGGUCUUCUUCUUAGUAUGUAUAUAUUAUUAAUUACUAUGUAUCAUGUUUUCAUUAAAUAUUUGUAUACAAAUUUGAAUUCAAAUUUUCACAUUCUGUUCCAUAUAACAUAUUAUUUUAAUGAAUAAUUUUAUCUUACAUCUAUACGUAUCUCUACUAUCUACAGUCAACUCUGUAUUUUUACAUUGAAUUGUUAGUUAUUAAAAUUGAACUAUU